AUGAUAUACCUCCCAGACACCAUGACCAACUGGCCCUGGCCUCGUGCCAUCAAUCCUCUCUUCGAAGAUGUGAAAGCUGAAGUCAAUGCUUCAUUCCGUGACUUCAAGGCCUUGAGUCCUGAGUCACAGGAUGCAUUCGACAAAUGUGAUUUUGGUUCCACUGGGGAAAAAAAGAAAUUAUGGAGCGUCGGCUGUGACCUAACCAAUAUUUACUUCAUUGUAGAUGAGUACACCAACAUCGAAAAUGUGGCAGCCACCAAGGAAAUGUUGGACAUCGUGCUCGAUGCUCUACACAAUCCUCACAAGACACGACCAGAAGGCGAAUGCAUCCUCGGUGAAAUAGUACGACAGUAA
Molecule: messenger RNA, 354 nt
Organism: Suillus clintonianus
Lineage: Eukaryota; Fungi; Basidiomycota; Agaricomycetes; Boletales; Suillaceae
Exons: 2
Coding region: 1-354 (117 amino acids)
Source: RefSeq, a predicted model, not a curated record